UUCCGUUCCCGCUGUGUGAAACGGAGCACCUAAACCCUAACUUAAAUCUGAAUGCAUUUGUCUAUUCGGUGCCUGAAAACUUCGAACUUUUUGCAAAAAAUAUCUUGUGUACCAUGUCUCUCUAGGUUUUGUUAAACAAGUUAGGGGUACAAAUACAAUACAUUCUACAGGAGAAUCAAUCCAGAGGGGGGUUGGGCGAUCCCUCUCCCACCACCCAAACCCCUCCUGCCUGGAAGGACAUAAUCCAUUUUGUUUGAUUGCCAAUUUGGGAUAGGUUUCGAUUGUUAUGGAUUUGCAUGUAUUUCAAUAUUUGGCUCAUGGCUGAGGCAAGUUUUAGACCAUUUGACUAUGUACAUGAUAAAAUCAGUGUAGUAAACAAGAUAUAUUAUUUCUCUUGCAUAAUAAGAUACUGAGCGAGUAUCACGUAUACAGAGACAACUUUGACUCAGUAAUACACUAGAAAUUUGUGUCUAGUUAGGCCCAACACUCAGUAACUUGGUCAAUAUACCAAACUUGCUCUCCCGCUGAAGCUGAGAGGUGGGCUAUGAAGCAGCAUCUGCACUGUGAGAGACUGAGAGCACAAAUGAAUCCAUCAAAAGUGGUCACUAAGGAACACUGAACUGCAAAAACGAAGAUAAAUAAAGCAUUUGUUAGAGUAAAAAUAAUGAUCACUGAAAACUUCACGAAUUGCGUUUUGCAAAGAGCACACCACUAUUGAGAUACUAACAAUAAAGGAUUUCAAGACGAUUUCGUUUUGGGGCCUAAGCAAUAUUAAAUCAGUCCUCCUCAAAUAGAAAAUUUAAUCGGUGCUAUAUCAGUACAUAAAAAAAGAAUGCUGGAUGAAAACAUGUUUUUUUCCUUGUACUCGGAAAAGUGAAAAACAAAGUUUUGCUUGACCGCUGAACAUAUAUGGAUAAAUAGCUCUGUGUUAAGUUCUUCCAGAAUACUGUCCACGGAAAAUUUCUGCUAAAAUUGAGAAUUACUAAAUUACAAAAACUCUGAAAGUAUCAAUUUAGCAGUAGCACUAGACACUAGGAUAUUUAUCCAAAUAAAAUGGACUUAAUAUCACAGGGAAAAACCUCAAAUUAAUCUGAUCACCAUACAUUUUAAAAAUAAUAUACUAGUACAGCAUGAAAAUAACUAGUACUCGGAAAAAUGUAGAAUAGACAUAGAGUAACGAUUUUCUGAACAAUUUAGCAGAGCAAGAACUCAGUCAGAUAGGUUAACCAAGAACAAAUGAGAGUAGCACUGUAGCAGUAAGCUAGUAACGACCAGAUAAAAUUAUAUAAUGCAUACCAAUGAUACUGAUAUAAUACUCUAUUCUGCAGUGAACUAGUGAAGUAUGGCCAGAGACAAGUGAAAACAAUUGAAAAUAGUAACUCUAUUCUGGUUUGUCAUAAAUGUGGAUAAUCUUCUAUAUAAACUUGGUCAAGCAUAAAACAUUUCGUUUAAGAUAAAACCAAAACGCCACUCUUUGCAGGGUAGAGGUAGUAUUAAUAUUAAUAUAACUUUGUAAGUUCAAAUCUGUGAGAUUGUACUUUGAAAAAUUCAAAUCCAUGUUGCCAACUAAAAGCUAACUAAUACAAUACAUUCUUCAACAGUAACUGUCAUACUGUCUGCAUCUUCUAUGGUCUAUUAAAGUAGCAUAAGAGAUCCAAUUAACAAUUCACAACUGCAAGAUAAUACCUGUAGUGGAAAUCCAGUUUCUGGUGAGUCUGAACAUUCAGAAAUAAUGAGAGCACAUGAGAAAAUGCUGCAGUAGGACAGUACCUAAUUAUCAUGUGCGUGCCCCUAGACACACCAUUUUUAUCUUAUUGAGGAAACAGAAAAUCUAAAUCAAAUGCAAGAAAUAUUAGCCAAUACUAAGCGGCAAAAUUUCCUUCCUCAACCCUUAAUCCCUUAUCAAUAUUUUUUACUUAUCCCAUUCAUCCUACCACUAUUGUCAGGACAAACAAAACUAAUGUAUGCCGAAAUGAACAGAGCACAUAUAUUUAAAAUGUCCUUCAUAGUUGUUAAGGCGUCGCUUAAUCGGUAAGGCGAGGAUUAGGGGCAAGGCAUCCGCCUCGCCUUACGUAGUUACGUCAGUGACUAAGGUGUCCGCCUUAGACCUCAAGGCGUCGCCUUGGCGCCUAGAGUCUCUGAGGCAUCGCUCCGCGGACGCCAUGAAAUGAUGUAGGGCUGGCCGGCUGGGUACAUACCUUAAGCGGCUACGCGUUGAAGGUGCUCUGGAGCCUGGAUCUCCAGCGACGGCGGCGGUUUCCCGGUGGUGGUGAUUGCGUUGCGCCUCUCUAGGCAGCUUCUCAAGGCGGUGGGUGGCCAACACGGGAGAAGCUCCCCUCCGGGCUCAGUGGCAAGUGUCGGCUGUGCUCCCAAGAGUUCCAAUCGAACGAACUGUUGGAGGUGGGUCUGUCAGCCGUGGAAGGAAGGAGGAUUUAGGGUUAGGUGUUUUAUAGUGUUUCCCUGUUUGGCCUUUGGGCUAUUGGGCUGCAGCCUCCCUAUUUGCUACUAUUAUCUCUAUCUAUUUGAGACAAUUCCUAUAUUUUCUAAUUUUAUUUCCUAUUUUCAUAUAUUACUAAGGUGUCGUAUCGCCUUACGCCUUAUCGUUUAAAAGGUAGGGGGGGGUCGGUCGCCUUGCCGCCUUAGCAACUAUGCUGUCCUUACCUUCUGAUAGUACAAACGAAACAUAAGCCGUAAAUUCAUUUUGCAACUUCUAGUGCUUUCAAUGGAAACAUAAUUGAUUUAACCUACUAAUUUGCAAGCAAAACUGAGUAAGUGCUAAACUAGAUUCAGAUCCCAGCCUAUUAUAGGCUUAAAACACUGCCAUAUACUUUAAGGAGUUGCAGUGGUAAUUAAAAAAACACUAGCCAAAAUCGAUUCCCAGCUGCAAUCACUAAACCAUAUGUUUUACAUUUUAGAAUGAAGUGAACUAUACCAUGUGGAUUUUGGUACACAACCAAGUACCCUAUGCCGUUCUCGUUUUCAAUUUGCAAGCACAAAUAAAUAUAUGCACCUCGAAUUGUGACACUAGGCACCUUACUAUACUACACUUUGUAUUUAUCAACACUACUGUAUUAGAACUUUAGAAGCUUGGAAGAUUAAAAAAACCAUUUUAAUCCACUGGCAUUAGUUUCUCUAUCUUCUGAAAGUUCUAUUGUUGAAAUGGCAAAACGUUUUUAUUGGUUUGGAAAUAUAUAUGUUUCCUAAUACUAUCAGAGAACCAAUUUAUCAAGAUGAUAUGAACAGUACAAAAUUGAUCCAAAAAAUCUAGUUAUCUGUCCCUAAGGAAAAUAAUACCGAAGAUUGUAAGAGGCACUAGGAUAAGGCUGGAUUUUGCCUCCUGGCUGGAGGUGUCCCAAACAUCAUACUUGUUCGGGCUGGAAGCAUAUGAGCCACACGGCAUCCCAUUGCAGCAUUGUGCAUUCUCCGUGGAUCUAUGGCGUGAGCAAGCCAUUCACCAUGUAAGACUGUAGCACAGAGGGAGGGAGGGGGGGCAAGUACCAGGCGCCGCCUGCCAAGGAGAAGAGUGCUGAGAAGGAGCUCUGCUGGAAUUGCGUGUAGUCUUGUUGGUGUCGGUGUGUUGGAUGCGUGAGGGUCACACGACAACACAACCCACCCGACCUCAAGUGGGGAUGCUUGUUUCCACUGUGGAUCGAUGUUUAUUGGGCUACAACAAAUCCAACCCAUGUCAUUGCCAAAUGCUCGUUUGGCCCAAGACACAGUUUGCUCCCCGGCGUGGGUUUCGCUCCCCACAUGCCCGUGGAUCUGCCCCUGAACUACCCGUUCCAUAGUCUUCCAAACAAGGCCUUACAGGGUUUACCAUUGUGACCUACAGUGGGAACUUGAGCAUGCUUAUAGUGAAGGUUGGUGGGUUUUGUGGGACAAUGGGACAUAGCCACAUAGGAUUGGAUUUUAGUCUGGUUUUGGUGUUUUGCUGUGGACAGAAAGAAGAUCAGCGGUUUGUUGGAGUAUCGAAGGUGGUGAUUUCGUAGCGUGGUGUUGCAGUUUGGUUGGAGCUUGGAGUUUAGAGGGAAGAUUUGGUGAUGAGCAGCCGCAGCCUGCCGCCGAAGGAUCGCAGGAUGCGUACUGAACGCACCUCAUACCGUGAUGCACCAUAUCGGAGGGACAGCCGCCAUGGUCCAAGCAGGUUUCGUAAUGAUUUGUGCAACAAUUGUAAGCGUCCUGGGCAUUUUGCUAGAGAGUGUCCUAGCGUGGCUGUCUGCCAUACCUGCGGGCUUCCUGGGCACAUUGCAGCCGAAUGUUCUUCCAAAGGUGUUUGCUGGAACUGCAAAGAGCCUGGCCACAUGGCUAACAGCUGCCCAAAUGAAGGGAUAUGCCGUAACUGUGGCAAGUCCGGUCACAUUGCAAGAGACUGCACCGCUCCACCAGUGCCGCCAGGAGAAGUGAUCCUUUGCAGCAACUGCUACAAACCAGGGCAUUUUCGUGAGGAAUGCACCAAUGAGAAGGCCUGCAAUAAUUGCCGGCAGAGCGGCCACCUUGCCCGUAACUGCACCAAUGAUCCUGUUUGCAACCUGUGCAAUGUUGCUGGCCAUCUGGCCCGUCAGUGCCCCAAGUCUGAUACAUUGGGUGAGAGGGGUGGGCCUCCUCCCUUCCGUGGUGUUGGCGCUCCCUUCCAUGAUGUUGGCGCUCCCUUCCGUGGUGGCUUCAGUGACGUGGUCUGCCGGGCCUGCAACCAGAUUGGCCAUACGAGUCGUGAUUGCAUGGCUGGUGCCUUCAUGAUCUGCCACAACUGUGGCGGCCGUGGCCACAUGGCUUAUGAGUGUCCCUCUGCCAGUCUCAUGGACCGGUUCCCCCCUCGCCGUUUCUGAAGGAAGGACAUCCAAGGGCUGUUCAGAUGGCUGUUGUUUUCAGCCCAUUUUGUCAGGAGCACCUGUUUUGCUUUGCUUUAUGUAUUUCUAAACCCGAAUGGAUUCUAGAUAUUUCAGAUUCAUAACUCGUCAGCGCUAUUUGUAAUUCUGGAUAUGUUACCCGACUCCGAUGUUCUUGAUGAUAAUGUUUGAAGACGGGGAUACUUGCCCUUACGAACUCAAAUUCA
Molecule: messenger RNA, 5053 nt
Organism: Zea mays
Lineage: Eukaryota; Viridiplantae; Streptophyta; Magnoliopsida; Poales; Poaceae
Product: DNA-binding protein HEXBP
Exons: 3
Coding region: 4041-4826 (261 amino acids)
Molecular function (GO): nucleic acid binding; zinc ion binding
Source: RefSeq, a predicted model, not a curated record